AUGAUCCUCGGCCGUAUCAAGGCCUGCCAGAUGGCGGCGAGGGUGGAGGCGACGCUCUACAAGGAGAAGGAGUUGGGCAUCAUGCGGGAAAUCUCGGUGGUCCGCUCGGAGGUGCGGGUCAUGGUCCGCACCAAGAAUCAGAGGGACAUCAAUGAUUGCGCCGACCGUCGACGUGGCACCAUCGGCGACACGUACACCGCCGAACAGUUCCGCCAGAUCAUGACGAGGGUGCUGCCGGCUUGGGCGGCGUCGGCAUGGUGCCCGCGGUUUACCACUCCUUCGCAGACGCUGUGGAGGUUUCUUCUCGUCAAGGUGCUCACGCUGCUCUCCCACCACAGCCUCAUGCGCGGUGCAAGCAUCUGCGAGAUAACGCUCCCCGACAUCUUCUUGUACCGACUGGCGAGCACCUCUUCGGUGAACCCGGAAAACCAGCCGGUCGUCAUGGUCGUAGCCGCUCGGAACUCGAAGACAUCGAAGGAUGCGCGUCUUCAGCAGAGCUACGCGGCGCGGCACCUCGAGGCGGAGUUGUGCGCCGUCGGCGAGACCGGCCUGUGGUUACACUUCAUCCUCGACCAGAUCGGCCAGUUUCACGGCGUCGACCUCACUCCGCCGGUCGACACCAGCACACGCGAGCGCUGGUACAAGAAGCACCUUUUCUUCGCCCGCAACGACCCCGAGCAGCACGAACUCCCAGCUCCCAGCCACCAGCGAUGGAUGAGGCAGAUGUGGAAGACGAACGGGGUGUUCUGCAAGCGGAACGUCCAUGCCGCUCGGGCUGGCGGGGCGCAGGAGCUGGCCAUCGGCGGUACGUCUCGCACCGAGAUAGCCGAGCUGGGUCGCGACAAGAUGACUCGAGCCUACAUCACAGCCAUUCCCGUCGGCGUGGUGAUGAAGAAUGCCGGCUAUUCUGGUUUCACGCAGGACUACUUCUUGGGUCGCAGCAGGGUGGAACCCACGCCCGAACUCCUGGAUCUCAUCGCCGAGCACAUAUUCCCCGGCGUGGACGACCUCCUUAAGAAGGCGGAAGAGCUCGCUAAGAAGGGGUCCGACGCCGACAUUGCCGCCGUGCAUUUCUGGCGUACCCUCCUGAUGUUUCGCCGCAUUGUCGCCGAGGACCUCGCUGUAAAACUCGUCCGCACCCCUUGGCACCCGUACGUCCAGUACUCCAAGCUCUGCCGGAUUCCCCUCUUCCAGCACUGGGCGAAGAGGGUCGAGAAAACCGGCACCGAGACCAUAAAAAAGCGGCAAGACCCAACCCUCAUCCAGCCAGAGGAGAUAUUGCUCCGCCAUGACGCCAAGUACGCGGUCGUCUCCCUCACAGAGACGCUUAAGCUCGAGAGGGAGCGGUCAGCGGUCGAGAAGAUCGACCUCGAGGAGAAGAUCGACAUGCGCGACGCAACCAUCGCGUCGCUGACGGCCGAGAUAACCCGCCUCACCGAGGCUCUCCGCGUUUCAGAAACCCGUAGGAUGCCGGAGGCGCCGCCAGCUGCGAACGAGCAGUCGCCGAGCGACGGUGGCUCCGCAGACUCGGCAAGCAAGGGUGACGGAGCCAAGAAACCCCCUAAACCCCCACAGACGGUCGAGGAGGCUAGCUACGAGCUCAACGUGGUGCAGCCUUGGCGGAAUGCAACGACCGUGAGGGACGCGUGGCGCCUCUGGACCUCGUGCACCAGCGGCGACACCCGUCGUCUGUGCGAGAGGUUCACCGAGCCGGGUUUCGUCGACCGCCACACCCUCCUUGACGGUGCCUCGCAGGGAGCACUCGGGAAGAGGGUGCGCCGCAUGAUGAAGGUCAUCGAUGCGGUGCGCCACAUGAUGAAGGUCAUCGAUGCGGUGCGCCAUCUUCGCCUGAGCGACGGCGAAGCCGACACGGAGGAGGUGGUCGACGCGCUUAACAAGAUAGCGGCGCCUGGCAUUGGGACCUUCUCGGAUGCCCUAACGGUGCUCAACGCCGACACAGUCGCGACUUUUGCCGGUCCGGGUAAGGGCGUCAAGGGGCUCGGCAAAGGUCAGGUUUCCAAGCUUCGUGUAGCCUGUGCGUUCGUGGCGCGCGGGUUCAAGCCGGAAAAGUGGGUCGCCGACCUGUUCCCUGACACCUGGGAGGAGCAGAUGAAGGUGACGUUGGCCGACAUGGCCCGCGAGAACGACGCCGGGCAGCUGCCUCCAACCAAGCAAUCGGCCAAGCGCAAGAAGACCGCGUAA
Molecule: messenger RNA, 2202 nt
Organism: Closterium sp. Naga37s-1
Lineage: Eukaryota; Viridiplantae; Streptophyta; Zygnematophyceae; Desmidiales; Closteriaceae
Source: the annotation of a GenBank genome assembly